GAUUAGGGACUUUUCUUCGGCUUAUGGCCACCAGUGUACCAGCGCACCAAGCGUUAAAAUGUUUCCUGCGCCGUUGCAAGCGGACCACGGUACACCGUGAAGCGGACAUAAUCGGACAUAAUGGUGGUGCAGUGCUGCUGGUGCGUGCAGUGGCGACGGACGACGGCUGGAAGCGCUUGGUGUUCUCUCGCUGCGACUGCGAUUGCUUGGUGUGGCAGUCGCGCCGGUGCAACCUGAAGGUCGUUACCGCAGACCGGCCAAGAGGAGCGCCCGGACACCAAGGACUCUUUGUUGCAGUGAUCCUGACCGCUGUUCUCUUUUCUUCUGGCGUCGCCAUGUCGUUGCGUUGCAACAUUUGCUUGGAGAGGUUCGACAACGGGGAGAGGCUGCCCAAGUGCCUCCCCUGCGGCCACACGGAAUGCCUCAAGUGCCUCAAGGAGUUGACGAAUCUCCGGUGUCCGGAGUGUCGACGGGAGCUGGUCGGGCCUGUUGACGCUUUGCCGAACAACUAUUUCGCUUUGAGUUUCGUCGUCGAAAGGGAACAGCAGAAGCGCGCUGAUCUGAGGUUGUGGUGCCAGGACGACGGCAAGCUUGCGACCGACGAGUGCGUGGACCUGGGCCACUCCGUCUGCACUCUCCGCAAGCUGCGCUCGGAGCAGGCGGCGCCGCGGCUGCAGCAACUGGAGAGCGCUGCGUCGGGGGCGCGCGAGGUGGUGCAGGCGCUGCGGGACGCCGAGCUCGCCGUGCAGGCCGAGCUGCAGCAGUGGCAAGGCAGGCUGCGGGACGCCGAGCGGGCCCUGAGGAGGCUGCUGGCGGCCAUAGAAGAUGGCACCGUCUCGGAGACAGCCCAGCCCGACGGCCUGGAGGAGCUGCAGGACGCGGCCAGCCUGCUGCAGUUGGAGUGCACGCUGCCAGUGCAGCUGCGGGCCGAGGACGGCACACUGUGGGAGGCCGGCCUGCAGCAGGGCGGCCGCAGUCUGCUCCACCCGCUGCUGCUGCACCUGCACCGGAGCGGCGCCAUCGCCAAGGUCGGGAAGCCUAAGGAUGUUGCAGCUUCUGACGACUUCAGUCCAGCAGAGUGUCGUGAUGUGUCAGAGUACUGUGCACGCGAGGAUCACAGCCAGGAGACGGACGAUGUGCUGAGGGAUCCGCACCUGGACAAGGUCAAGAAGCUGAACGGGGUGGACUGCAAGAAGCGUCCCAGUUGGUGCAAGGUGCUGCUGCAGCGUGUGGCCCCGCGCGUCGAGUGGCUUUGUUUAAGCUUUGCCCUCCGUGAGCACCUGGACGUGAUCCACGACAUGCCUGAACUGCGCUUCUUGUACGUCCUCAUGGCGAAGUGUAGCACGGUGGCCCCGGACCUGCCGCUGCAGCUGGAGGAGCUGAUGGUGGUGAACGUCCCGAAGCAACACCUGCAGUCGGUGCAGCGCAUGCCCAACCUGCGCAAGCUCACCUUGGACUGGAGCAGUCUUCCGCUCGCUGUGGCCUUCCCCCCUCUGCCUCCGGGCCACCGCGGCCUGCAGUGGCUUCAGGUGUAUCUCCGCCCCGUCUCCACCGUGCUGUCGCUGGCCAAGGCCCACGCCGCCACCCUGCAGGAGCUGAGGAUUCUCUGCGCGUCGGAGGGAGACUCGCCGUGGCACUUCGAGGACCUAGCGGAGGAGCUGGGGCGGUGCGGGCUGGUGGCGCUGCGGCGCGUGGUGCUGCUGCGAGGAGGGGCUCCAGGCUUCCCCGACAACAAGCUCCCCCACGGCAAGGAGUCGUGCCGGCCGCAGAAGCACGCCGUCUGGGACAGCCUGGUGGCGGCGGACUCCAAGGCCGUCAGGGUGGUGACGGUGCUGUGCUGGGAGUGCGACAAAUGCCCGCCCUUUCCGAAACUGGGGAAUUUCACUUGGCAAGAGAAGUGAGUGGGUUUUGUGUGUAAAGCUGUACAGAUAGCUAUCAGUCGCAACGUUCGCUUGCGUUACAACCUUUGGGAUGACACAAAUAUCUUACCUACUGAUUCCUUCUCAAUUUUGGUUGUCAACCAAGACCAUUUUUUCUUUAAUACGAUUGCUCCAUUGCAAUGAAAGCGCCCUGGGGUGUUGGUAUCAAUUUGUUGAAGAAUUCAUUCACUUGUUAAUUUAUCCAUUUUAACUACUUGUGUUAGUUUAUUUAGGGAGUGGCUUUCGAAACUGCACUGUUACACCUUCGAAAGCUGCGUGUCAUCUGCAUGCCAUCUGCGUGAAGCGCCAGUGGAGCGGGAGUCGUUGGAAGUGGUAACACGCUUCAACGCCUCUGUUUAGGAAACAGUUUCACAGUUAAAUAAAGUGAUUUAUAUCUGGA
Messenger RNA from Thrips palmi, 2319 nucleotides. RefSeq lists its product as uncharacterized. Gene Ontology annotation, biological process: protein ubiquitination. Gene Ontology annotation, molecular function: ubiquitin protein ligase activity. The coding region runs from base 24 to 1901 and encodes 625 amino acids. NCBI's taxonomy places the organism in Eukaryota, Metazoa, Arthropoda, Insecta, Thysanoptera, Thripidae. The record is from RefSeq and is a predicted model, not a curated record. The transcript is spliced from 7 exons.